This is a messenger RNA of Nasonia vitripennis (jewel wasp), 4571 nucleotides long. RefSeq names its product neuropathy target esterase sws (gene sws). Gene Ontology annotation, biological process: phosphatidylcholine metabolic process. The transcript has 15 exons. The record is from RefSeq and is a predicted model, not a curated record. NCBI's taxonomy places the organism in Eukaryota, Metazoa, Arthropoda, Insecta, Hymenoptera, Pteromalidae. Gene Ontology annotation, molecular function: phosphatidylcholine lysophospholipase A1 activity. Gene Ontology annotation, cellular component: endoplasmic reticulum. Bases 293 to 4510 code for a protein of 1405 amino acids.
AUGGCGCUGGAUGACUAGAGCGAAGUAUCAAAGGUCGCCGCGACUCCCCUUCGUUUUCUUCUUCUUCUACUCGCUGAUGAGCCGCGGCAGCAGUAGUAGCUUUAUCGCCUGCAGUAGUCGCAGUCGUGCUGCAGCCGUCCGCGCGCGAAAGACAGUCGUACGCGCCGCUCCAAAUGCGAAGGCGGUCUUGGAGCGCUCCUCGCGCAGCAUUACGACAGCACCACCGCUUCGUCGUCAGUUCUCAGCUGGGUGUCCUCGUCUACGGAGAAGCCUCAUCAACGGGGAGACAUGAAUGUCCAUGAUGGAGGUUGUGGAGCUGAUAAACAGAUUUAAUGACAGCCUUGGCUCCUACGCAUUUUCAAGAUGGAUAGAACAUCUGAUUAUAGAGUACCAGACAUCAAAGACACUGCUAGCGGUGUCCAUUGGUAUUCUCUUAUCAAUUCUGGCCAUAUCGAUUUAUGUCCUUCGAAAAUGGAAAACCAAGGAGCUCUUGCCACAAGUCAGAGAGUUCGUAGGUGUAGGCACGGGCAGGCCAAGGUUCAGAAAGCGAGACAAAGUCUUGUUCUAUGGAAGGAAAAUGCUCAGGAAAGUCAAGUCCAUAGGUGGCCAAGUACCCGGCACAGGCCAAGGAAAAAAGAGAAGAGCCGUCAUGAGGUUCGCUAGAAGGCUUUUACAGUUAAAGAAAGAUAAUGCUCCUCAGCAAUUGAAAGUAUUAGAACCACCAGCAGAAUAUUUAGAAGAAGAUGUUGGUCCUGGUGACAGAGUUCCACCGGAUGCUCUUUACAUUUUGCAGAGUAUAAGAGUAUUUGGUCACUUUGAGAAGCCAGUUUUUCUUAAAUUGUGUAAACACACGGAAAUCAUGAAUUUACCGGCAGGAACUCCUUUGUUCAGAAUUGGAGAUCCAGAUGAAAACGUGUUUAUUGUUCAACAAGGUUUAGUUAAUGUUUAUAUAACAGGUUCUGAUGGAUCUCAGAUCUCACUUAAGUUAGUGAAAACUGGAGAAUCUGUUACUAGUCUUCUAAGUUUUACCGAUGUAUUAACUGGUCAUACAAGCACAUACAAAACAGUAGCUGCACGAGCUGUGGAAGAUUCUGUUGUUGUAAAAUUACCAAUGAGCGCCUUCCAAGAAGUAUUUCAAGAUCAUCCUGAUGCAUUCGUUCGAGUUAUUCAAGUUAUCAUGGUGAGAUUGCAACGUGUAACAUUUACAGCAUUGCAUCAAUACUUAGGUCUUUCCGCCGAAUUAGUUAAUCAAGGUUCACAUAAGAAAAAGCAUAGUUCAGUCUCCCAAAUGGGCUCGCCCGUCAGAUCGAGAACGCGGGAAAAUUUCAACCUACCCGUAUCAGAAAAUGCUACUUCGUAUCCAGGAGCUUCCGAUUUACAACAAUUGGAUAUUUCUGUAAGAGAAUUUAACAGUGCAUCCCAGCCAGUUCCAAUAAUGUCAAGCCGAAGAUCAAAAACGAAUUUAGAGUGGAAAACUCCAAACUCGGGUUCGCAAUUGAGCCAGCAUACUUCCGAUAUUGUACCGGAUUGCGACUCACCCUGGCCAAACUCAGCGACUUCGAAUCAACAUUCGUCGCAUCCUGGUGAAUCGUCCGAUGGUGGCGUCGGCGUCGGUAGCACUGGCCUACACUCCGGCAGCGCUAGUCGGAAACAAUCUAGGAUUGAGGGCUUUCAGCAGCCGCCGCUGGACGAGGCGCAAGUCGUCCAGAUCGCUACCGAGGCCUUCGUCAAAGAAUUAGGCCUGGAGGAUGAUACUCUGCUGAAAGAAGGCAAGGUUCAGAUUCGGGAAGUACCGGCUGGCACCUACCUAAUGAAAGAGGAAUCUCACAAGGAUGUUGCACUGGUUUUCGUCGUGUCGGGGUCGUUGAUAAUUAGUCAACGAGCCUCCGAAGGUCGCGAGGCAGGCGAAGAUGUACAUAUGUUUAGCGCCCAUCAAGGCGAAAUUGUAGGCGGAUUAGCUGUUUUAACAGGCGAACCAUCGUUUUAUACAAUCAGAGCGAAACACUCGAGUCGCAUAGCUUUACUUAGUAAAUCCACAUUUUUCUCUAUAAUGCGAGAAAAACCUACUGUUGUAUUACACGUUGCAAAGACUGUUGUAAAACGAUUGAGUCCAUUCGUCAGACAGGUCGAUUUUGCACUGGACUGGUUGUUCUUGGAAAGCGGAAGAGCCGUGUAUCGUCAAGGCGACGAGUCAGAUUCGACGUUCAUUGUCCUUAGCGGGCGUCUGCGAUCGGUCAUUACGUACGAAAAUGGAAAAAAGGAGUUAGUCGCCGAAUACGGAAAAGGAGAUUUAGUUGGAAUCGUUGAGAUGGUCACGCAGACUCCAAGAUCAACGACUGUUAUGGCGGUCCGUGACUCAGAACUAGCAAAACUUCCUGAGGGUCUUUUUAACGUCAUCAAACUUAGAUAUCCAAUUGUUGUCACAAGACUGAUUAAUUUACUUGGUCAUCGAUUACUCGGCACUUGGAAACAAGCAGGCCCUAAAAAUGGUUCUCGUGAUGCAAGACGAGCUGUGGACGCGCGGCCAUCACAAGUUAAUUUUUCUACAGUGGCAAUUGUUCCGAUCACGGAUGACGUUCCAUUGACGGCAUUUACUUACGAACUGUACCAUUCUCUGUGUGCCAUCGGUCCUUGCUUACGUCUAACGUCUGAUGUCAUACGAAAAACUUUGGGCUCUUCGAUUAUGGAGUCUAUGAACGAGUAUCGAUUGACAUCGUGGCUCGCCCAGCAGGAAGACCAGCAUAGGAUCUCCUUGUACCAGUGUGACUCGAAUUACACUCCGUGGACGCAACGAUGCGUUCGCCAGGCUGACUGUAUCCUGAUAGUUGGCCUGGGCGAUCGACCGCCGACACUUGGACGAACAGAGCGUGAGGUAGAGCGACUUGCUAUGCGUACACAGAAAGAACUCGUCUUGCUGCACAAGGAACAAAACGGUCAGCGACCGGCUAACACCGUACAGUGGCUUAAUAUGAGGUCAUGGGUGUCUAGUCAUCAUCAUAUCCAGUGUCCAAAGCGCAUGUUUACCAGAAAGUCUCAGUAUCGUAUUAACGAACUGUACUCGAAAGUACUUAUGUCAGAACCGAACGUGCACAGUGACUUCAGUCGGCUAGCACGAUGGCUCACGGGUACCUCGGUGGGCUUAGUUUUGGGCGGCGGCGGGGCCCGAGGUGCCUCGCACGUUGGCAUGCUCAAGGCUAUCAUGGAAGCCGGCAUCCCGAUUGACAUGGUUGGCGGCGUCAGUAUUGGCGCCUUCAUGGGUGCGCUCUGGUGCAUGGAGAAGAACAUCACCACGACAACGCAGAAAGCUCGAGAAUGGUCUAAGAAAAUGACACAGUGGUGGAGGCAAAUUUUGGAUCUUACGUAUCCAAUGACUUCGAUGUUUUCCGGCAAAGAUUUCAAUAAAACAAUCCAUGGCACUUUUGGAGACGUGUAUAUCGAGGACUUGUGGCUUCCCUAUUUUACGAUAACCACUGAUAUAACCGCUUCUUGUAUGCGCACGCACACACACGGAUCGCUUUGGCGGUACAUACGUGCUUCGAUGUCAUUGUCCGGUUAUAUGCCUCCCAUGUGCGACCCAACCGAUGGCCACCUUCUCCUCGACGGCGGGUACGUCAAUAACCUUCCAGGCUUACUUUGGAAGUAUAUUCGAGCCAGCAUGACGAUUGCCGGUGUCUUUCCGCCAAUUUGUGAUCCUAUUGAUGGGCAUCUUUUGGUCGACGGGUGUUACGUAAAUAAUGUCCCAGCUGACGAGAUGCUGAGACAAGGUGCGCACCACAUCCUCGCCAUCGACGUUGGGUCGCAGGACGACACCGACCUUACCAACUACGGGGACUCGCUGUCCGGUUGGUGGUUACUCUGGAAGCGCUGGAACCCCUUCGCCACCCCUGUAAAGGUGCCCAAUUUGCCGGACAUUCAGUCACGGUUAGCCUACGUCAGCUGCGUUCGACAACUCGAGGAAGUCAAGAAUUCAGAUUACUGCGAAUACAUCAGGCCGCCCAUCGACAAGUACAAGACCCUGCAGUUUGCCAACUUCGACGAGAUCAAGGACGUCGGUUAUAAUCACGGAAAAACUUACUUUGAAGGGCAAUCAAAGGCGGGAAUCCUGCCGCGCUUCAACGCCGACCGGGAGAACGCUAAGGCACUAAGGGCCAAACACCAACAGGCUGCGAGCCAGCAGGCCCCGUCCUCGUAUACGUUCACCGAUUUGGCGCAAAUGGUUUGCAAAGUGUCCCGCGGCAACCGCUACACAGACAUCGACUCGGAUUCGGACGGCAUGGAAGAGUACGAGGCUGACUUGGAGGAAGACGCACAAGAAGUUGGAUACGCUUCAGAACCCACCGCUGGCAUUUUGGAUCAGAGUCCGGAGGAUGCCAGGCUCAGAAGGAGAGCCGGAGUUUCGCUCAGUCUCUCCGACACCGAGGCGGACGCUGAUUUAGAAUACCGAAUGAGUGGCAGAAAUACUCCACACCAAAAGUUUUUCAAGUACGGAAGUUCCAAUCUUGAAAUGUGACGUUUAAAUAUUAGAAUUUUUUAACUAUAAGAAUAAAAGAAGUUAUCUUUAUUAUUUAAAA